Molecule: messenger RNA, 673 nt
Organism: Caenorhabditis elegans
Lineage: Eukaryota; Metazoa; Nematoda; Chromadorea; Rhabditida; Rhabditidae
Gene: C05C8.1
Product: ATP synthase subunit s, mitochondrial
Exons: 3
Coding region: 1-603 (200 amino acids)
Source: RefSeq, marked reviewed
AUGAGCAUACGUAAAAUACAAGAAAAGUUUACCCAAGCCCUGGGACAACACAAUAUUCCCGGACUCCGUUGGGUUCUGGAGGGAUUCAACAACUAUGAUGUUCAAAGAGUGAAGGAGGUGGGUGCAGAUCGUGCUGCAGCUGAAUGGAUUGUGAGAUGUGGUGGAAGUAUCAAGUUCAAUCAGAUCGCUGAGACGUUUGAGGAUUAUAAUUGUUUGGUGAAAAGAACUGCACAAUUGGAUCCGAGACUUUCACAGGAUAAUGUCACUCUGGAAACAAUCAGAGCUGUCAAUGCAAGUGUUACUGGAUUUGGUUGUCGUCAUUUUGAAGGCUUGACAGGAAUCAAAAGUGUCUACUUCAUCAAAUGUAAGAAUCUUCAUGAUUUUGGUCUUGAAUACAUGGGAAAUCAUGUAGGAGGUCACCUGAAAACUCUUCACAUUGAAGAAUGCCGUCGUAUCACCGAAUUCGGAUUGGAGCAUCUAACCAAAUUCUCGGCUCUUGAUAAGCUUGUACUUCGCAAUUUAAAGAGUGUUCACGGGAAGGAGAAAGUUCAGGAGAAGCUUCGUGGAGCACUUCCGAAGACUGAUAUUCAAUUUGAAGUCUAAUUGAAAAACAGUGAUUUUGUAUGUAUGUAUAAUAGUUUUUGGUAGACAGAAUAAAAACUGAUAGACCGGU